AACCUAAACCCUUGUCGGUCGAUUUCUUCCUUCUUUCAUCAGAUUUUAUAAAAAUAAAAUUAUUAAAAGACAAUAAAACAGUCUAGUUAUGUGUAACUUGGCCUAAGUGAAUAAUAGGAAAUAACUGAACGCCUAUCACACCGUAAGCAAAACAAGAACUCAUCGUUUCAUUUCGUUUGUGUGAUCUAAUAGUGAUGCAAUAAAGUUUUACUACUUAUACCAUUUUAAUAAAUAAUUCCAAACUGAGACAAUGUCUCACAAAAAUCUUAUCGACUUUGUUGUCAAGUAUCACAGCCCUCGUCUCAUAAAUAAUGUCGUGUGCUUCCCUAGUAAUGGAAAUUCUUAUUUCGGAAGAAGAGUGUUAUUGCGUAUACCUUCUGCACCACUAUCUUCUUCAACACCUAAGAUACAGUCUCCGAGAAACUUUGCCACAUCUUCAACUAAAUUCCAUGAAGCUGUGCUACCUACUGAACCAACGAAGAAGUUAGAAGGAAAAUUCCAAUUAAUGUUUACAUGUAAAAAGUGCAACACCAGAAACUCGAAAUAUAUUACAAAGUUAGCAUAUUAUAAAGGUGUAGUAAUUGUAAUAUGUGAUGGCUGUCAAAACAAACAUUUAAUUGCUGAUAACCUCAACUGGUUCAGUGACAUGAAUGGAAAGAAAAACAUUGAAGAUAUUAUGAAAGAGAAAGGUGAAACUGUUCACAAAAUUAUGUCUGAAGAUCUUGAAUUUAUAGCUAACGAAAUGGCCAGAAGUGCUAGUGAAGAAAUGGACAGUACAAAUUUAUUAAAAGACUAAGG
Messenger RNA from Chilo suppressalis (striped riceborer), 798 nucleotides. NCBI's taxonomy places the organism in Eukaryota, Metazoa, Arthropoda, Insecta, Lepidoptera, Crambidae. The record is from the annotation of a GenBank genome assembly.